AGUGGGUUUUCCUGAAUGAGAGGAUAGGGGGCGGAGUUGAUGAACACCAUCUUACCUAAACUACUUCCCUAAUGUUAAGAGAGAGAGAGAGAGAGAGAGAGAGGGAGCAGAGUUGAGGGUCUUCAUUUUAUCCAGACAGUGUCUAACGCGUGGUUAGUGUGCGGAGCACAACAGUCCGUUGUCUAGGGCAUGACGGCGACUAGCCAUGCAUAAACAGACAGGGCAGACAGACAACAGGAAAUAAUGGGCUCCAGCUAUACCUCAUAAACAACCGGCUUGUUGUUCUGUUCAUGUUUUAUCCAGCCAGUCGCUGUCUGAGUUGACCGAGUAUCGACCGUUCGCAUCUCGUCUCAGUCUUCUUUCCAUAUUUGCUCUUCAUCUCUCCUCUCUUUUUCUUCUUCACCAUGGGAUGUUCUUCGUCCAGCACACAGACUGUCGAUGAGGAGAAGAGACCGGGGACAAAACCCGAGGAGUCCAACGGAGACAUAUUUGUUGUCAGGAAUGGUCACAUCUCGGAGGACACGGAGACCAUCGCUGACCAGAUGCAGCUUCCUGUCCAGAGUGCCCUGACUGAUGACUCUGAGGAACCUGUCAUCAUGGCCUCAGAGGCCCUGGAGACCAUGGGGUCUGGAUGGGAGGAGGACCAGGUCCUGGAGAUGCUGGCUGCAGCCGAGCCAGAGGUUGCCCCAGAAGCCGCUGCUGAGGCUGCAGCCGUAGAUGCAAAGGUCCCUUCAGAGGCUGUGGUCUUAGUAGAGGCUGUGGUCCCAGUGGAGGUGGCGGCCCCUGUUGAGGCUGUCGUGGUUGAGGCCGCUCCUGUGGCAGAGGCUCCUGCUGAGACAGUGGUGUCUGAGGAGGCCACUGUUGUUGAAACUGGAGCUGCAGUGGAGGUGGCUACCCUGGUCGAGGCAGCUGCACCCGUGGACGCUGCUGCCCCAGUCGAGGUGGCUGAAACUGUCCCAGAGGCAGCUCCAGCCCCGACAGAGGAGACCCCAGCUCCAGCCCCGACAGAGGAGACCCCAGCUCCAGCCCCGACAGAGGAGACCCCAGCUUCAGCCCCGACAGAGGAGACCCCAGCUCCAGCCCCGACAGAGGAGACCCCAGCUCCAGCCCCGACAGAGGAGACCCCAGCUCCAGCCCCGACAGAGGAGACCAAAGAUGCCCCAGCCCCUGUGGCCGCUGUCCCUGAGCCAGUAACCCCUGCUGCUGAGCCUGUGGCUGCUGUCCCAGAGGGGGCCCCCGCUGUGGAGGCCCCUGCACCCAGUGUCCCCAUAACUGACCAUGUUGUUGCUGCUGAGCCUGCAGCAGAGCCAAUAACCACCCCUGUGGCUGUGGAGGCCCCUGUAGCAGCCGUUACCAAUGAGCCUGUGGAGGCCCCAGGACCAGUGGAGGCCCCAGGACCAGUGGAGGCCCCAGGACCAGUGGAGGCCCCAGGUGAGGUGGCAGCUCCAGCCCCAGAGCCUGCAGUAGAGACUCCUACCCCUGCUCCCGAAGCCGCCCCUGAGCUUACACCAGCCGCCCCUACCCCUGCCCCAGAGCUAACACCAGCCACCCCUGCUCCUGAGGCCCCGCCUACUCCUGCCCCAGAGCUAACACCAGCCACCCCUGCUCCUGAGGCCCCGCCUACUCCUGCCCCAGAGCUAACACCAGCCACCCCUGCUCCUGUGGCCCCGCCUACUCCUGCCCCAGAGCUAACACCAGCCACCCCUACUCCUGAGGCCCCGCCUACUCCUGCCCCAGAGCUAACACCAGCCACCCCUGCUCCUGUGGCCCCGCCUACUUCUGCCCCAGAGCUAACACCAGCCACCCCUGCUCCUGUGGCCCCGCCUACUCCUGCCCCAGAGCUAACACCAGCCACCCCUGUUCCUGAGGCCCCGCCUACUCCUGCCCCAGGGCUAACACCAGCCACCCCUGCUCCCUCAGACGCACCUACCCCUGCCCCAGAGCUAACACCAGCCACCCCUGCUCCUGAGGCCCCGCCUACUCCUGCCCCAGAGCUAACACCAGCCACCCCUGCUCCUGAGGCCCCGCCUACUCCUGCCCCAGAGCUAACACCAGCCACCCCUGCUCCUGAGGCCCCGCCUACUCCUGCCCCAGAGCUAACACCAGCCACCCCUGCUCCUGAGGCCCCGCCUACUCCUGCCCCAGAGCUAACACCAGCCACCCCUGCUCCUGAGGCCCCGCCUACUCCUGCUAUCUCAAUCCCAGAGAUUGAUGGUACUCCUCCUUUAACGCUUCAUCCUCACGGACACAAUCACUCUACAUAUUUAAACCGUCAUCAAACGUCAACCCUGUCUUACUAUGAUGUUCCGGUGGUUGUGUCGGAGGUGGCACAGGCAGCAGCGGCCUUGGUGUUGGCUGGAGUGGCACAGGAAGCAGAGAAAGACAAGAAACAGAACUAAGAAGAGAGGUCAAACUGAGGAGGCCGCUGUGGCCUGGGAAACACAACCUUCUUGGAUAAAACCUCAGUUUUUACAUUCAGAGACGAUUUGUAGAUAAGAUGCACAACCCAAAGACCAGGAAGUUAAAAACACACACACUCAUCUGCCACAACGAUGACAGACCAGGAAGUUAAAACACACACACUCAUCUGUCACAACAAUGACAGACCAGCUCAAUACAUAUUCCUGUCAGGGUGUGUCCCAAAUGGCACCUAAUUCCCUGAUGAGGGGAUAGGGUGGAAUUUCAGAUGUAGUUUGAGACUUGUCACCAAAGUGCCUUCCCAUCCUGGAAAUAUGGAUGGGUCACUUUUCUUCUUCUAUUGGCAAUAACAUUGUUAAAGAGAAUUACCAUGUAAUCUGGAGACACCUGGGCUUCCAACCAUGUAACCUGGAGACACCUGGGCUUCCAACCAUGUAACCUGGAGACACCUGGGCUUCCAACCAUGAAACCUGGAGACACCUGGGCUUCCAUCCAUGUAACCUGGAGACACCUGGGCUUCCAACCAUGAAACCUGGAGACACCUGGGCUUCCAUCCAUGUAACCUGGAGACACCUGGGCUUCCAUCCAUGAAACCUGGAGACACCUGGGCUUCCAUCCAUGUAACCUGGAGACACCUGGGCUUCCAACCAUGUAGCCUGGAGACACCUGGGCUUCCAACCAUGUAGCCUGGAGACACCUGGGCUUCCAACCAUGUAACCUGGAGACACAUGGGCUUCCAACCAUGUAACCUGGAGACACCUGGGCUUCCAACCAUGUAGCCUGGAGACACCUGGGCUUCCAACCAUGUAACCUGGAGACACCUGGGCUUCCAACCAUGUAACCUGGAGAAACCUGGGCUUCCAACCAUGUAACCUGGAGACACAUGGGCUUCCAACCAUGUAGCCUGGAGACACCUGGGCUUCCUACCAUGUAGCCUGGAGACACCUGGGCUUCCAACCAUGUAACCUGGAGACACCUGGGCUUCCAACCAUGUAGCCUGGAGACACCUGGGCUUCCAACCAUGUAGCCUGGAGACACCUGGGCUUCCUACCAUGUAGCCUGGAGACACCUGGGCUUCCUACCAUGUAGCCUGGAGACACCUGGGCUUCCUACCAUGUAGCCUGGAGACACCUGGGCUUCCUACCAUGUAGCCUGGAGACACCUGGGCUUCCUACCAUGUAGCCUGGAGACACCUGGGCUUCCACCUGAACUCUCUGACUCCCAAUUACCUGGAGCCACCUGGGCUUCCACCUGAACUCUGACUCUCUCUAACAGACAGCUGUGGUGAAGCCAAACGAUGCACUACUUUAGCAACAAACUGUGAAGUUGAGGUGUGAAGUUGAGGUUCAGAGACAGACUACACGGUCACUUUAAGGUUGUCAAUAUGGAGUCAACGUUGUGUUGAACAGCUUCUCGGUGGGAAAAUGUUUCAUCAUUAAUACUACUUGACUUUUACUAGCUGCUCUGAAAGAGGAAGACAAGCCAAACAAUCUAACAACCUGUUCUUCUGGACUAGACUGAACCCUGCUGAUGUGGAACUCAACCUGUUCUUCUGGACUAGACUGAACCCUGCUGAUGUGGAACUCAACCUGUUCUUCUGGACUAGACUGGACCCUGCUGAUGUGGAACUCAAUCUAACAACUAGACUGGACCCUGCUGAUGUGGAACUCAAUCUAACAACCUGUUCUUCUGGACUAGACUGGACCCUGCUGAUGUGGAACUCAAUCUAACAACUAGACUGGACCCUGCUGAUGUGGAACUCAAUCUAACAACCUGUUCUUCUGGACUAGACUGAACCCUGCUGAUGUGGAACUCAACCUAACAACCUGUUAUUCUGGACUAGACUGGACCCUGCUGAUGGGGGAAGUCAUUAAUGAAUUAAUGAUUACUUCAAUAUGGUUAUUUAACAGGUAGAUAAGGAACACUAAGAGCUUAACAGUAGACCUGGAGUGUACAGUGUAAUGUUGAGAAGAGAAUUUACACUGAGUGAACAAAACAUUAAGAACACCUUCCUCAUAUUGAGUUGUACCCCCCCAUGCCCUCAGAACAGACUCAAUACGUCAGAACAUGGACUCUACAAGGUGUAGAAAGCGUUCCACAGGGAUGCUGGUCCAUGUCGACUCCAAUACUUCCCACAGUUGUGUCAAGUUGUCUGGAUGUCCUUUGGGUGGUGGACCAUUCUUGAUACACACAGGAAACUGUUGAGUGUGAAAAACCCAGCAGCAUUGCAGUUCUUGACACAAACCGGUGCGCCUGUCACCUACUACCAUACCCCGUUGAAACCGGUGUGCCUGUCACCUACUACCAUACCCACGUUCAAACCGGGGCUCCUGGCACCUACUACCGUACCCCGUUCAAACCGGGGCGCCUGUCACCUACUACCAUACCCCGUUCAAACCGGGGCGCCUGUCACCUACUACCAUACCCCGUUCAAACCGGGGCGCCUGGCACCUACUACCCUACCCCGUUCAAACCGGGGCGCCUGGCUUCUACUACCAUACCCCGUUCAAACCAGGGCGCCUGGCACCUACUACCAUACCCCGUUCAAAGGCUCUUACAGCCACACACAAUCCAUGUCUCAACUGUCGAAAAGCUUAUAAAUCCUUCUUUAACCGUUCUCCUCCCCCGGUCUCCUCCCCCGGUCUCCUCCCCCUUCAUCUACACUGAUUUUGAAGUGGAUUUAACAAGUGACAUCAAUAAUGGAUCAUAGCGUUCACCUGGAUUCACCUGGAUUCACCUGGAUUCACCUGGAUUUACCUGGAUUCACCUGGAUUCACCUGGAUUCACCUGGAUUCACCUGGUCAGUCUGUCGUGGAAAGAGAACAGGUGUUCUUAAUGUUUUGUCAACCCGGUGUCUGUUUAGUUCUCCUCUUUCUCACCUUGUUUGUUUCAAAAUGUCACUAUAUAUAUAGAUUCAUGAUGAGUCUGUUUGAGGAGUCCUGAUCUCGAUGCAGCAGGACGUGAUGUCACUAUAUAUAGAUUCAUGAUGAGUCUGUCUGUUUGAGGAGGAGUCCUGAUCUCGAUGCAGCAGGACGUGAUGUCACUAUAUAUAGAUUCAUGAGUCUGUUUGAGGAGUCCUGAUCUCGAUGCAGCAGGACGUGAUGUCACUAUAUAUAGAUUCAUGAUGAGUCUGUCUGUUUGAGGAGGAGUCCUGAUCUCAAUGCAGCAGGACGUGAUGUCACUAUAUAUAGAUUCAUGAGUCUGUUUGAGGAGUCCUGAUCUCGAUGCAGCAGGACGUGAUGUCACUAUAUAUAGAUUCAUGAUGAGUCUGUCUGUUUGAGGAGGAGUCCUGAUCUCGAUGCAGUAGGACAUGAGGUACCAAAUCGAGUGUAAAUGAACCAUUCAGUGUGAAAAACACAAUGGUUAAAAAAAUUAAAUAAAGUUAUUUAAACUUUGAUUUCUACCUUUGUGUUAUUUAUAAUAACAUGGAGUUACAAGGAGCCGUCACUUGUAGGUUUCUACUUUUUACCUGUCCUCUCUUCACCUGGGAAUAAUCUGUUACCUUCACAGUCCUGAGCCAACACACACUACAGCUCCUCUCCCUUCAUACACAGACACAGUCCUGAGCCAACACACACUACAGCUCCUCUCCCUUCAUACACAGUCCUGAGCCAACACACACUACAGCUCCUCUCCCUUCAUACACAGACACAGUCCUGAGCCAACACACACUACAGCUCCUCUCCCUUCAUACACAGUCCUGAGCCAACAGACACUACAGCCCCUCUACCUUCAUACACAGGCACAGUCCUGAGCCAACACACACUACAGCUCCUCUCCCUUCAUACACAGGCACAGUCCUGAGCCAACACACACUACAGCUCCUCUCCCUUCAUACACAGACACAGUCCUGAGCCAACACACACUACAGCUCCUCUCCCUUCAUACACAGUCCUGAGCCAACAGACACUACAGCCCCUCUACCUUCAUACAGUCCUGAGCCAACACACACUACAGCUCCUCUCCCUUCAUACACAGACACAGUCCUGAGCCAACACACACUACAGCUCCUCUCCCUUCAUACACAGACACACUCCUGAGCCAACACACACACUCCUGAGCCAACACACACUACAGCUCCUCUCCCUUCAUACAGACACAGUCCUGAGCCAACACACACUACAACUCCUCUCCCUUCAUACACAGACACAGUCCUGAGCCAACACACACUACAGCUCCUCUCCCUUCAUACACAGACACAGUCCUGAGCCAACACACUACAGCUCCUCUCCCUUCAUACACAGACACAGUCCUGAGCCAACACACACUACAGCUCCUCUCCCUUCAUACACAGACACAGUCCUGAGCCAACACACUACAGCUCCUCUCCCUUCAUACACAGACACAGUCCUGAGCCAACACACUACAGCUCCUCUCCCUUCAUACACAGACACAGUCCUGAGCCAACACACUACAGCUCCUCUCCCUUCAUACACAGUCCUGAGCCAACACACACUACAGCUCCUCUCCCUUCAUACACAGUCCUGAGCCAACACACUACAGCUCCUCUCCCUUCAUAUACAGUCCUGAGCCAACACACUACAGCUCCUCUCCCUUCAUACACAGACACAGUCUGAGCCAACACACACUACAACUCCUCUCCCUUCAUACACAGUCCUGAGCCAACACACUACAGCUCCUCUACCUUCUACAACCACCUCCGGCUGGAAUGCAAAAGAUUGAAGAUUAUACAAAGGUCCUGGUAUUAGAUAAGACAGCCACAGGAGUCUGGUUCAUCCUGAACAACAACUCUGGAGUCUCUUAAUACCUAGCUGGCAUUUCCCAAAAGGUUCAGUCUGUCAACCUCCCCCUGAACUUAUCAAUGGCUCUGCAUGCCAUUGUAGAGAGACUGAUGUUUUUAGUAGGUGUGUGACUGUGUGUGUUGGGCAAUAGGAUUAAAGAGGUUUGAUGUUAUUUUCUAUGCCAGACCUUGUGGUCGCUGUUCUUCUGUUAUAUAUUCAUUCUGAUAAGAGCUUUCUGUGUUCUGCACUAAACUGUCUGUACAGUCGAAAUAAAGCUUUGUCUACUAAUA
This is a messenger RNA of Oncorhynchus kisutch (coho salmon), 7450 nucleotides long. Its product is annotated as vegetative cell wall protein gp1-like. Bases 405 to 2399 code for a protein of 664 amino acids. NCBI's taxonomy places the organism in Eukaryota, Metazoa, Chordata, Actinopteri, Salmoniformes, Salmonidae. The transcript is spliced from 4 exons. The record is from RefSeq and is a predicted model, not a curated record.